Messenger RNA from Marasmius oreades (fairy-ring Marasmius), 516 nucleotides. RefSeq lists its product as uncharacterized. The transcript is spliced from 5 exons. Bases 1 to 516 code for a protein of 171 amino acids. The record is from RefSeq and is a predicted model, not a curated record. Gene Ontology annotation, biological process: mitochondrial electron transport, succinate to ubiquinone; tricarboxylic acid cycle. Gene Ontology annotation, molecular function: ubiquinone binding; heme binding. Lineage: Eukaryota; Fungi; Basidiomycota; Agaricomycetes; Agaricales; Marasmiaceae. Gene Ontology annotation, cellular component: mitochondrial envelope; membrane.
AUGGCUUCCCCUCUUAUCCUUCGUUCUAGUCUUCAUAGAGCACUUGCUCAACGUUAUUUCCUCAGCGCUUCUCGAUCUGCACUUCAAGUCAGAAAUGAAAGUAGUCAGACACAAACGCAGUUUCCAUAUAUUCCUGGUGGACCGAUAUACAGGGGAACUGUAAACGACCCAACAUCAUUUCCACCACCAUCCCGUACACACGGAUCUUACCACUGGGCAUUUGAACGACUUUUGGCUGCUGGGCUGGUUCCUAUGACUGUUGCAGCCUUUGCUACCAGCGGUUCAAGCUAUCCCGUUCUAGAUGGAAUUUUGGGUAUCAGCCUGAUCAUGCAUAGUCAAAUUGGGUUCGACUCGAUGUUGGUUGAUUACCUUCACAAAAGGAAGUUCCCUAUCAUUGGCCCUAUCGCAACAUGGGGGUUGAGAGCUGCAACGGUUGGCACCAUGGUGGGGAUUUAUCAGUUCAACACGAACGACAUCGGUCUCACGGAAUUGAUUGCAAAAGUCUGGACAGCGUAA